UCUGACAUUUUAUUUAUUUUAUACGGAGCUGGGUAUUCAUUUUACAUUGAUGAAACGAAUGUACGCUUCAUCUAUUUUGUGAAAAGUAAUCAACGUUGUUAAUGAAUUUUAGUGGAAAAAUUGUGUACAUUUCGAUAAUGUAAAUGAAUUUACAUUAUUUUUCAUGUAUUUAUGACCGUGCGUGAGGAUUUUCUGAAAUCGGCGUUGAUUUUCAAUAGCGUAUGUGUAUUAAAGAAGCGCAAAGUGUUUGCGUUUUGCGGGCUUUCGAUUUCAUUCAGAUAAUUCACACGGCAAACUGAGAAAUCCGUGUGUGUUUUUUUUCUAUUUUGGCCGCAUCAUUCGGCAAAUUGAACAUUUGCGAUUGUUUUGAUUGAGUUUUUUUCAUUCGUUCACGUGAAGUUUUGUGGUGGAUAAUUUAGGGACGACGAACUACCGAAAAACAAAAUUUUUUUUAUUGUGCGGUACAUUUCGAGUGGAAUCAUAUUUGUAGAGUGUAAGCAUCGAUAGCCGUAGUACCACUGCGAUUGUGUGAAAAAACAUAACCAUGGAAAGUGAAACGUAUCGCUUUAUUUCGUUAAUUGAGAAACAUCCUCAAUUAUAUAAUAAGAAGCAUAAGGAUUUUUUGCGCCAAGAUAUACGCAAUACAAUAUGGGACAGCAUUUGCAAGGAGAUGAAUUGGGACGACACCAAUAAAGCGAAGAAGAAAUGGAGAAAUCUUCGAGACAAAUUUGUUAAGAAGAGACGUCGGCAUGGUAAUGGUGCAAACGCCAACGAAGACGAAAGCCAACGGGAGUUCUAUAAUAGCUUAAUGUUUUUGGAUGGGCACGUAAAUAGUCGAAAUGCCCGUACAAGUCAGGGUCAAACGACUUCUGGGUCGACCACCAAUACGGUGAUAAGUACAACAACUGCAACGCAGCAGCCGCAAUAUGUGCAAGUAAGCACCAAUCAGAUACCAAUUGAGCACAUAAACUUGGAAUAUCUAUCAGGUGUGAACGUAUCUGAAGAUGCUCAAUGUUUACUUGAUAUAUCAAACAAUACGAAUGCCAUAGCCAAUCAUCAGCACCCUCCGCCACAACCACAGCAAACUCAGCAAAUCCAAACGCAACCGCAAGCACAGCAUCAAUCACAGCAUGGUCAACAACAUCUAUCGGCCGCUCAGCACAUUCAACAAUUCAAAAUUGAAUUUCAAGAUCAACUCGAAACGAGUAUGGACGAAAAGAUAAGCUUGAAUCAGGUAUGUCAACAAGAAGGUGAAGAGGUCAUUGUGCAACAAUGUGAAGUCGAAAAUGCAACAUAUGAUGCACAAACGCAUACAUUGACACCGGCUACAUCGACCACAUUGGCACCAAUACCGACCGCCAUUCACCGUGCACACACUGUGAAUGCAACACCGAAAAAGAUUUACCAUCAAGUCAUCAAUAGUAAUGGAUUGAUUACCACCAAUCAGCACCAGAUUGUUACCGCUCAACUAAAGCGACCACGCAUCGAAGUAUCGACCGAUCAACAGGAGAUCAGUGAAGCGAUUACAGCAGCUGUUGACUAUUACAAACAACAAACGGCUGUUACUGAUGCCGAUGCUGCAUUUGCCAAAUACAUUUUAGAGGAGCUGCGCGAAAUGAACAAAAAGCGUAAAAAUGAGUUCAAGCGAAUGGUCACCACUUGGUUAACCACCGAAGAAGAUGAAGCGCACGGAGAAUGACGAACACCAGCACGACAACGUCGUUUCCGAUGAUAAAUUUUCCUUUUGAAAAAAAAAAAA
Contarinia nasturtii (swede midge) is the source of this 1759-nucleotide messenger RNA. RefSeq lists its product as uncharacterized. Bases 545 to 1699 code for a protein of 384 amino acids. The transcript has 4 exons. The record is from RefSeq and is a predicted model, not a curated record. Gene Ontology annotation, molecular function: DNA binding. NCBI's taxonomy places the organism in Eukaryota, Metazoa, Arthropoda, Insecta, Diptera, Cecidomyiidae. Gene Ontology annotation, cellular component: nucleus; transcription regulator complex. Gene Ontology annotation, biological process: regulation of transcription by RNA polymerase II.